This is a messenger RNA of Lates calcarifer (barramundi perch), 881 nucleotides long. It is a transcript of the gene gh1, whose product is annotated as growth hormone 1. The transcript has 6 exons. Gene Ontology annotation, cellular component: extracellular region. Bases 94 to 708 code for a protein of 204 amino acids. Lineage: Eukaryota; Metazoa; Chordata; Actinopteri; Centropomidae. Gene Ontology annotation, biological process: positive regulation of growth; positive regulation of tyrosine phosphorylation of STAT protein; response to nutrient levels. Gene Ontology annotation, molecular function: growth hormone receptor binding; growth hormone activity. The record is from RefSeq and is a predicted model, not a curated record.
AAACCACAAACUGAGCUGAAAACAUCAGAUCAACUGAACCACUGAUCCAGAGCCAAGACCUGAACCAGAACCAGAACUGAAUCCAGACCAGCCAUGGACAGAGUGGUCCUCCUGCUGUCAGUCCUGUCUCUAGGUGUCUCCUCUCAGCCAAUCACAGACAGCCAGCGUCUGUUCUCCAUUGCUGUCAGCAGAGUCCAACACCUCCACCUGCUCGCCCAGAGACGCUUCUCAGAGUUUGAGAGCUCUCUUCAGACGGAGGAGCAGCGUCAGCUCAACAAAAUCUUCCUGCAGGAUUUCUGCAACUCUGAUUACAUUAUCAGCCCCAUUGACAAACACGAGACACAGCGCAGCUCUGUGCUGAAGCUGUUAUCGAUCUCGUAUCGAUUGGUUGAGUCCUGGGAGUUUUCCAGUCGUUCUCUGUCUGGAGGUUCGGCACCGAGGGACCAGAUCUCACCCAAACUGUCUGAACUGAAGACUGGAAUCCUGCUGCUGAUCAGGGCCAAUCAGGACGGAGCAGAGAUGUUCUCCGACAGCUCGGCUCUCCAGCUCGCUCCAUAUGGGAACUACUACCAGAGUCUGGGAGCUGACGAAUCUCUGAGACGAACCUACGAGCUGCUGGCCUGCUUCAAGAAGGACAUGCACAAGGUGGAGACGUACCUGACGGUGGCUAAAUGUCGACUCUCUCCAGAGGCUAACUGCACCCUGUAGCCCCGCCCCUCCAGUGAUGAUGUAAUCCUGUGUUUUCUGUAGCUCCUCCCAUGUUAGCCAACUCUGCUAACUAGCGGUAGCAUUAAUGUUAGCCUCUGUUGGGUGCUGCCGUCCAAACUGAUGAUGUCAUUGUGAUGUCAUACUCAGUAGGUGAAAUAAAGUGUGUUCAUUCA